Molecule: messenger RNA, 1786 nt
Organism: Pseudopipra pipra
Lineage: Eukaryota; Metazoa; Chordata; Aves; Passeriformes; Pipridae
Gene: PROCR
Product: protein C receptor
Exons: 4
Coding region: 505-1176 (223 amino acids)
Biological process (GO): negative regulation of coagulation
Molecular function (GO): signaling receptor activity
Source: RefSeq, a predicted model, not a curated record
GCUCCCCCGAGUGUCACCCCCUUCCAGGGAGGGGGGUCCUGGUGCUGGAUGCCCACUCCAGGCCUGGUGGGUGUGACGCUGCUCCCUCCAUCCCUCCCCCAUUCCCUGGGAAUGGUCCCCAUCACCGUGUCCCCACUGGUCUCCCAGGGGAGCAGGAUGGACCCUACCCAGCCAAGGGAUGGGGAAACUGAGGCAGGCACUGGCUGCUCGCCCAAUUCCCUCUGUCCCGAGGUGAUUUGGAGCCUCAGCCCGCAUCCUGGGGCGCUGCAGUGCCUGGCAUGUCCGGCAGGGAAGGGGUGCGGGUGGGUCGGGUGAGGAAAUGGGAGAGACCUGGCUGGAGUCCCGCUCUCCUCCUCCCACAGCCCCACCUCCCCGGCCGGCUUAACAUCCCAUGGGCCAGCCCGGGGCCACCAUUCCGUGCCCACCGCUGUCCCCACGCCGAACUCCCGGCCGGGCCAGCCUCGGGGCCACCGUGCCGUCCCCAUCCCCGUGCCCGUCCCCGCGAUGCUGCGGCUGCUGCUGCUCUGCGGGGCCCUGGGCUGCGGGGCGGAGCAGGCGGCCCCGCUCACCUUCACCAUGGUGCACUACACCCGCGUCUUCGAAGGCAAUUCCCUCUUCUGGGGGAACGCCAGCCUGGAUGGGCGGCUCAGCCACGUGCUGGAGGGGCACAAUGUCACCCAGGUGCUGCCGCUGGAGCCGCCCGACGCCUGGGCCCAGCGGCAGAAGGACGUGACCUCCUACCUCAGCAACUUCAGCAACCUGGUGAAGCUCUUCUACAAGGAGAGACCCAUGGACUACACCCAGAGGCUCUGCUGCCACCUCGGCUGCCGCCUCUUCCCCAACGGCACAUCCCACAGCUUCUACGAGGUGACCCUCAACGGGACGGCCUUCCUGAGCUUCCACGUCCCCAACGCCACCUGGCAGCGGCGCUGGCCCGGCCAGCACCAGGUGGCCACCUUUGCCAAGACGGAGCUGAUGAAGUACCCCAUAACCACACAGCACCUGCAGCACUUCCUCAACACCACCUGUGUCAGCAUCCUGCAGGCUCAGAGCGCCAGGACAGGAAAACUCAGCGUGCGGUCGCGCGCUCCGCUGGUGCUGGGGCUGAUCCUGGGGACCCUCUGCUUGCUGGGCAUGGCCGUGGGGAUCUUCUGGUGCACGGGAGGGAGCUGCUAACGGAGCUGGCAGCUGUCCUGCAUCACCCCAUGGACACAGGGGAUGGACCCAUCAUCUCCCUGUGGAUCCAUCAUCUCCCUGUGGAGGCAGAGAAUGGACCCAUCACCUUCCCAUGGAUCCAUCAUCACCCUGUGGAGGCAGGGGACAGACCCAUCACCUCCCCAUGGACAUGGCAAGGGAUGGAUCCAUCAUAUCCCCAUGGAUCCAGCAUCACCCUGGGGAGGCAGGGGCUGGAUCCAUCAUCACUCCGUGAAUCCAUUGACCAAGCUGCUCCCCUACAAGGGAUGCACGUCCCCAGUGCCACGGGCUUUGCUCCCAAGGGACACCAGUGGCUUCCCUGCCCUGUCCCAGCUGGACUGACGCCCCCAGCAGCCCCUGCCCCGGGGAUGCUCCCCACGCUGGGCUGGCACAGUGUACUGAGACUGCACAGAAACACGCCUGGCACGGAUGGAAAAAUGGGGAAGAUGGGGGUGGUGGGGAAACCAGCAGGAGAAACAGCCAAGGAGUGGUUAAAAGGAUGGAGUUAAACCCUCAUCUAUCCCUGUUCCACAGGGGUGGAGGGAAGAUGUCACACCUUGUGUAAUAAAAGCACCCAUCAACUCCCACCACA